Messenger RNA from Papilio machaon (common yellow swallowtail), 873 nucleotides. RefSeq names its product trypsin-1. The record is from RefSeq and is a predicted model, not a curated record. Lineage: Eukaryota; Metazoa; Arthropoda; Insecta; Lepidoptera; Papilionidae. Gene Ontology annotation, molecular function: serine-type endopeptidase activity. Bases 73 to 873 code for a protein of 266 amino acids. Gene Ontology annotation, biological process: proteolysis. The transcript has 4 exons.
AUUGAUAAAAAUUAUUAUCACUUUAAAGUUAACCUGCUUCCAAAACUAAAUAUUUAGUAAUCUGCGGGUAACAUGAAGUGUACAUUGGUUUUUGUUUUUAUUCUAGUUUUAUCAAAUGAACUAGAAUCGUUGUCUACGGCUAAUUUGAUAGCAACCUAUACAUCAGCUCGAAUUGUCAAUGGUUUCGAAGUCGACAUAACAGAGGUGCCAUACCAAGCGGUUUUACGACGGAAAGUGAUAUCAGGUUGGGCUCACUUGUGCGGAGCUACUGUCAUCAGUACAAGGACAUUGGUUACUGCAGCCCACUGUACUUCAAGCUAUGAAUUCGAACCACCUUUGUUGCGAGCAGUAGUAGGCACAUCAUAUCGCUUGAUUGGAGGCAAGACAUAUGAGUUGUCAAAGGUCAUCGUUCAUGAGCUAUAUUCGAUCACGACGUUAGAAAAUGACAUCUCUUUAGUGAUCACGACGAAGAGGAUGAUAUUCAGCGCUAGCGUUCAAGCUGCCGGUAUCCCCAACGCUAACUUCCUUUUGCCUGUGGGUUCAACUGCCUUAGUUUCUGGAUAUGGAAAUAUUUCUUCUACGGGAACGUCUUCUUCGGUACUUUUGGCAGCGCAAGUUAAAAUAGUUAAGCAGAGUACCUGCGCACGCGCAUACAUACGUAUCGCAGAUAUUACGCAAGGAAUGUUGUGUGCGACUGCUAAUAAUCCACCACGGGAUGCCUGCCAGGGAGACUCAGGAGGUCCUCUGGUGGUCAAUAACACGUUAGUCGGCGUAGUGUCAUGGGGCGAAGGCUGCGCCGAUAUGAGUUAUCCUGGAGUAUACACGAGGGUCUCUGAAUAUAACUCGUGGAUUAACAAGUAUUUAGAAAAUUAA